AUGGCAUCAGCUAAACUAUGGGGAGGUCGCUUUACAGGUGCCACGGAUCCUCUUAUGGAUGCUUUUAAUGCUUCCAUACAUUUUGAUAAGCGUUUAUUUGAAGCCGACAUUCUUGGAUCACAAGCUUAUGCUAAGGCUUUAGCUAAACGUGGUAUAAUUACUUCGAAUGAAUGCGAUUCACUUGUUGAUGGUCUUAAUAAAGUUCUUGAAGAAUGGAGAACAAACACUUUCAAAAUACAACCAAAUGAUGAAGAUAUCCACACCGCAAACGAAAGGCGUUUGGGUGAAUUUGUUGGAAGCGUUGCUGGAAAAUUGCAUACGGGGCGCAGUAGAAAUGAUCAAGUUGCAACAGAUUUAAGAAUUUGGGUUAGGGAAGAAGCAAAGAAAUUAUUAACCUAUGUUAAACAACUAGUUUAUACAGCUGUUGAAAGAGCUGACAAAGAAAUUGACGUAGUGAUGCCAGGCUACACACAUUUACAAAGAGCCCAACCUAUUCGAUGGAGCCAUUGGCUUCUGAGUUAUGCUUGGAGCUGGCAGGCCGAUGCACAACGUCUUGAACAAAUUAUCGAUCGCAUCAAUGCCCUUCCUUUGGGCAGUGGUGCAUUAGCCGGCAAUCCUUUCAAUAUCGAUCGGGAGUUCCUAGCUAAAGAACUCGGGUUCAAAAAUGUCAUUCCAAAUAGCUUAUAUGGUGUUAGUGAUCGGGAUUUCGUGGCUGAAUUACUAUUCUGGGCUUCAAUGACAAUGAUUCACAUUAGUAGAUUUUCUGAGGAUUUAAUUCUUUACAGCUCUGGUGAAUUUAGCUUCGUUUCUCUCGCAGAUGCUUACAGUACUGGAAGUAGCCUUAUGCCACAAAAGAAAAAUCCUGACAGUUGCGAGCUAUUGCGCGGCAAAUCUGGGCGUGUCUUUGGACAGUUAUCUGGAUUUCUUAUGACGUACAAAGGCAUUCCAAGUACUUAUAAUAAAGAUCUUCAAGAAGAUAAAGAACCAAUUUUUGAUGCAGUAGAAACAUUGGCUGGGUCUUUGCAAAUUACUACUGGAGUCUUAUCAACACUUACAAUUCAUCCAGAUAAUAUGAAGAAAAAUUUAAGCAUUGAUAUGUUGGCUACCGAUGUUGCGGAAUACCUUGUACGAAAAGGGGUUCCCUUUCGCGAAACACAUCAUGUAGCAGGCGCUGCUGUUAGAGCGGCUGAAGAACGUAAUAUUACAAUGGCUAAUCUUGAACUAUCCGAUUUCAAACAACUUCAUCCCUCUUUCGAGCAAGACAUUACUGAAAUUUGGGAUUAUGAAAAAAGUAUUGAAACUAGGUCAAGUUUAGGUGGAACAAGUAGAGCAACAGUUUUGGAGCAAAUACAAAAAUUAAGAAAGUGGUUAAAUGAAAGUUAA
Molecule: messenger RNA, 1383 nt
Organism: Cetraspora pellucida
Lineage: Eukaryota; Fungi; Glomeromycota; Glomeromycetes; Diversisporales; Gigasporaceae
Source: the annotation of a GenBank genome assembly